AUGUGGAUCAAGUUCGGCGUCUUCCUUACAAUAUUCGGGUUAAUUCACCUUAUCAAAUGCAUAGACAUCGCAUACUCGGAUGUAUACCUUCCAGAUGGAACUAAUGGCUUCGUAUGUCAAUUACAUUUCUAUCCAAUCGAUCGUGUACGGGAGGAAGCAAAAAAAGUUAUUGAAUUAUUUUUCUUUGGAAAUUAUAAUAGAAGAUUUCCAGCAUCAUUCGAAGAUACACAACUGUUUAAUGUGAAAUCAGACAUCCUUCUCUCAUGGCCUAUUUUUCCCAGUGGGGUACCUUAUUCCAGUAAGAACCCAGGUAAAAUCCGCCUUGUCAUAAACAUCAGAGGUCAAAUCAUGGGUGUCGUAACAAAAAAACCCAAGGUCCCUAACCAGAAAACUAGUUUUGAGAGAUGCAAUCCAGUACGCAGAUUUUUUGAAAGGGACACUGACGACCAAGCCACAUUGAAUGAGCGUUUAACAGCGACUUAUUCCACAUUUGGAUACCAUUGUGGCUCGAAGUUUUUUCCAGAAUCAGUAGUGAAAUGGAUAAAAGGACCAGAAUUAAGCAUAUAUUUCCAACAAAGGCUGAGUGGGAAAUACAAGCUCUGCAACCUCGAAAAAUUUACGGGCGAUGAAUUUCGAGGGGCUGAUCUCUACUGGUAUCCUGUGCAUCAUAAAAUAUCCCACAGAGCUGCUACUGGUCCACCUGGCAAAUUUCGUGCAGUUUUUGAUAUGAGCAAUAGUGAAUUCAAGGGUAUCAUCAAUAUAGAAGAUAGGAAAGAAAAAUGUGCACCUGUAAGGGAUUUAUCAUCGACCUCAUCCCAUGAAAUUUAUCGCCCAUCCUCUUUAUCAAACUUCGAGAGAAUUCAAGAUAGUUAUUGGCCCCAGACUUGCUUGGGACAUAAGUUCAAGUCCAAAACCAUAUUGCUUUAUUUGGAGUUCGCCCUAAAAAAUUGGGUGAAUGCUUUAAAUGGUAGAAAACCCUAUUUCCCUCUUGUAGAAGAUCUGGUGAUAAAUCUCUGGCUCAUAAGAACCCCAGAAAACCAUGAUAACUCCUUCCGUCAUGCGUUCGCGAUAGGUCAUAACACUGGCCUUGAUAGGUACAGCCUUUACCAUGCUGAAGUACAAAAGGGUGUAAUAGAAAAAUUCCACCCUUGUCUGGAAUUUUCUCGGGAUAUUAUUCGUGGUUUACAGGAAAAUCUCGCUUGGCCACCCAGCUCUGGAGAAAGCUAUUCCCCUGUCCACUGA
Messenger RNA from Blumeria graminis f. sp. triticale, 1242 nucleotides. The record is from the annotation of a GenBank genome assembly. Lineage: Eukaryota; Fungi; Ascomycota; Leotiomycetes; Helotiales; Erysiphaceae.